CCGUCCCGCUGACGCCGCGCCCCGGUCCGCCGGCCACACCACCGCUUUCUUUAUCGGUUCGCGAGGCUUGUGCAGUAGCUUUCCGUAAUCGAUUCCCAUUCCUAUUCCUCCUCCCACGCUUCCACUUACUUGUCUCGCAUCUCGCAUCGAAAUCCGCUUUCUUCACCCACAAGAAAGGUGGCGGUGGGUCUCAUGGUGCAGGUGCUGCAAUCUGGAACCUUUUUGCUCAUCUUCUCGUGCGUUCUUGUAAUCGGAUAUACAUAGAGUUAGAGUUUGGAUAUCAAGUAUAGUAGCAGGAGGAGGUGGUGGAAUUUGGAUGGCGGCGGAGUACCACUGCUGCGAAGCCAACUUCUUCAUCCACAUACUCAUCAUAACGCUGCUGGUGCUCUUCGCCGGCCUCAUGUCCGGUCUCACCCUUGGUUUAAUGUCGCUCAGCCUCGUCGACCUCGAGGUCCUCGCCAAGUCUGGAACUCCCCAGGAUCGCAAGCAUGCCGCAAAGAUACUCCCUGUUGUAAAGAGACAGCAUUUGUUGCUAUGCACACUCCUGAUCUGCAAUGCUUCCGCCAUGGAGGCUCUCCCUAUAUUUCUUGACAGUUUGGUUACAGCAUGGGGUGCUAUCCUGAUUUCAGUAACAUUGAUACUUCUCUUUGGGGAGAUCAUCCCCCAGUCUGUCUGUUCUCGGUAUGGUCUGGCGAUCGGAGCAGCAGUUGCCCCAGUUGUUCGUGUACUUGUGUGGAUCUGCUUUCCUGUUGCAUAUCCAAUUAGCAAAUUUCUGGACUAUUUGUUAGGGGAUGGACAUGUGGCUCUCUUCCGUAGAGCUGAGCUAAAAACACUUGUUAGUUUGCAUGGAAACGAGGCUGGUAAAGGGGGAGAGUUAACCCGUGAUGAAACCACAAUCAUUGCUGGAGCGCUGGAACUUACGGAGAAGAAGGCUAGAGAUGCCAUGACCCCUAUAUCUCAAACUUUUGCAAUUGAUAUCAAUGCAAAACUUGAUAGGCAUUUAAUGAAUAAGAUUUUGGAGAAGGGGCAUAGUAGAGUCCCAGUCUACUAUGAAAAACCAACAAAUAUAAUUGGCCUUAUCUUGGUAAAGAAUUUGUUAUCUAUACAUCCUGAUGAUGAGGUGCUUGUUAGGAAUGUAACAAUUAGGAAGAUUCCAAGGGUUCUUGAAGACAUGCCGCUCUAUGACAUCUUGAAUGAAUUCCAAAAGGGCCAUAGUCAUAUGGCAGUUGUUGUGAAGCAAGCAAACCCAACAGAGCAACCAAACAGCCAUAGAGAUGACCUGAGGCUGGAUAUAAUUGGCGAUAAGCUUAAUGAGAAAAGUCCCAAAGGUAUUAACCCGAUAAGCCGGACGAAGAGUUAUCCUUCAAACUCAAACUCAAGCAGGAGCGGCAGUAGAAGUAGAAAAUGGCUCCGUGAUUCUACCGCAGACGUUUUGCAGAUUGAUGACAAACCUUUGCCCAGUGUCAGUGAGGAACAAGAAGCCAUCGGCAUAAUCACGAUGGAGGAUGUCAUAGAAGAGCUACUACAGGAAGAGAUUUUUGAUGAGACAGAUUAUCCAGAAGAACGAUAGUAGUGAGAAAUCAAGUUAUCAAUGUUCGAAUGAAACAUAUAUGGCUUAAGUACAAUUAUGGGUACAUUCCACAGCAGCUCAACCAGAAAAGAUGGGUUUGUUUAUGUUGUCUCUAAAUAAAAUCUAUAGUUAAUACUGUGUGUAUGAAUAACUAGACUUCUUGUCUUAUUGUAUGUAUGAAUAGAGGAAACAAGAAUUGUGGUUGCU
Musa acuminata subsp. malaccensis (wild Malaysian banana) is the source of this 1777-nucleotide messenger RNA. RefSeq names its product DUF21 domain-containing protein At2g14520. Gene Ontology annotation, cellular component: cytoplasm. The record is from RefSeq and is a predicted model, not a curated record. Gene Ontology annotation, biological process: magnesium ion homeostasis; intracellular manganese ion homeostasis. Lineage: Eukaryota; Viridiplantae; Streptophyta; Magnoliopsida; Zingiberales; Musaceae.